CGCCCCGACAAGGCCGCCGCGCUGCCAUGGUUGGGGGCCGUGGGGGCUCCGGACGCGGCCGAAAUGAGCCGCCGGAGAGCUACCCUCAGCGACAGGACCACGAACUGCAGGCCUUGGAGGCCAUUUACGGCGCCGACUUCCAGGACCUGCGGCCGAACGCCUGCAGACCGGUCAAAGCGCCCCCUGAAAUCAAUUUAGUUCUGUACCCUCAGGGCCUAACUGGCGAAGAAGUAUACGUGAAAGUGGAUUUAAGGGUUAAGUGCCCACCAACCUAUCCAGAUGUAGUCCCUGAAAUAGAGUUAAAGAAUGCCAGAGGUCUGUCAAAUGAAAGUGUUAAUUUGUUAAAAUCUCGCCUAGAAGAACUGGCCAAAAAACAUUGCGGGGAGGUGAUGAUAUUUGAACUGGCUUACCAUGUGCAGUCAUUUCUCAGCGAGCAUAACAAGCCCCCUCCCAAGUCUUUUCAUGAAGAAAUGCUGGAAAGGCGGGCUCAGGAGGAGCAGCAGAGGCUGUUAGAGGCCAAGCGGAAAGAGGAGCAGGAGCAACGUGAAAUCCUUCAUGAGAUUCAGAGAAGGAAAGAAGAGAUAAAAGAAGAGAAAAAAAGAAAAGAAAUGGCUAAACAGGAACGUUUGGAAAUUGCUAAUUUGUCAAACCAAGAUCAACCCUCUAAGAAAGACCCAGGAGGACACAGAACAGCUGCCAUUCUACAUGGAGGUUCUCCUGACUUCGUAGGAAAUGGUAAACAUCGAGCAAACUCCUCAGGAAGGUCUAGGAAAGAACGUCAGUAUUCUACAUGUAGUAGUGAAGAUUCUCCUGGCUCUUGUGAAAUCCUGUAUUUCUGUGUGGGUAGUCCUGAUCAGCUCAUGGUGCACAAAGGGAAAUGUAUUGGCAGUGAUGAACAGCUUGGAAAACUAGUUUACAAUGCUUUGGAAACAGCCACUGGCAGCUUUGUCUUAUUGUAUGAGUGGGUCCUUCAGUGGCAGAAAAAAAUGGGUCCAUUCCUUACCAGUCAAGAAAGAGAGAAGAUUGAUAAGUGCAAAAAGCAGAUUCAAGGGACAGAAACAGAAUUCAACUCACUGGUGAAAUUAAGCCAUCCAAAUGUAGUACGUUACUUAGCAAUGAGUCUCAGAGAGCGAGACAACUCCAUUGUGGUGGACAUUUUAGCAGAGCACAUCAGUGGGGUCUCUCUGGCUGCACACCUGAGCCACUCAGGCCCCAUCCCCGUGCAUCAGCUUCGCAAGUAUGCAGCUCAGCUCCUGUCGGGCCUUGAUUAUCUGCACAGCAAUUCUGUGGUGCACAAAGUCCUGAGUGCAUCGAAUGUCUUGGUGGAUGCAGAGGGCACCGUCAAGAUUACAGACUACAGUAUUUCUAAGCGCCUAGCAGACAUUUGCAAAGAGGAUGUGUUUGAGCAAACUCGAGUUCGUUUUAGUGACAACGCUCUGCCUUAUAAAACAGGGAAGAAAGGGGAUGUUUGGCGUCUUGGCCUUCUGCUGCUCUCCCUCAGCCAAGGACAAGAGUAUGGAGAGUACCCUGUGACCAUCCCUGGUGACUUGCCAGCUGACUUUCAAGAUUUCCUAAAGAAGUGCGUUUGCUUGGAUGACAAGGAAAGAUGGAGUCCUCAGCAGUUGUUGAAACACAACUUUAUAAAUCCUCAGCCAAAAAUGCCAUUAGUGGAACAAAGUCCUGAUGAUUCUGGAGGACAAGAUUAUGUGGAGACUGUUAUUCCUAGCAGCCAGCUACCCAGUGCUGCAUUCUUCAGUGAGACACAGAGACAGUUUUCCCGAUAUUUCAUUGAGUUUGAAGAAUUACAGCUUCUUGGCAAAGGAGCUUUCGGAGCUGUCAUCAAGGUGCAGAACAAGCUGGACGGCUGCUGCUACGCUGUGAAGCGCAUCCCCAUCAACCCGGCCAGCAGGCACUUCCGCAGGAUCAAGGGCGAGGUGACACUGCUGUCACGCCUGCACCAUGAGAACAUCGUGCGCUACUACAACGCCUGGAUCGAGCGGCACGGGCAGCCGGUGGGCGACACUGGCGACGCUGAUGGCUCCGACAGUGUGGAGGCCGCUGCGCCACCGCCCAUCCUCAGCAGCUCGGUGGAGUGGAGCACGUCGGGCGAGCGCUCGGCCAGCGCCCGAUUCCCUGCCACCAGCCCAGGCUCCAGCAGCGACGAGGACGAGGACGAGCACGACGGGGUCUUCUCGCAGUCCUUCCUACCUGCUUCAGAUUCAGAAAGUGAUAUCAUCUUUGACAAUGAAGAUGAAAACAGUAAAAGUCAGAAUCAGGAUGAAGACUGCAGCGGAAAGAACGGUUGCCAUGAAAGGGAGCCAUUGGUGAUGACUGAGGCUGUGCACUACCUGUAUAUCCAGAUGGAGUACUGUGAAAAGAGCACUUUACGUGACACGAUUGACCAAGGACUGUAUCGAGACACCGUCAGACUCUGGAGGCUUUUUCGAGAGAUUCUGGAUGGAUUAGCUUAUAUCCAUGAGAAAGGAAUGAUUCACCGAGACUUGAAGCCUGUCAACAUUUUUUUGGAUUCUGAUGACCAUGUGAAAAUAGGUGAUUUUGGUUUGGCGACAGACCACCUAGCAUUUGCUGCUGACAGCAAACAAGAUGAUCAGGCAGAUCACUUGAUUAAAUCAGACUCUUCAGGUCAUCUGACUGGGAUGGUUGGUACUGCUCUGUAUGUAAGCCCAGAGGUCCAAGGAAGCACCAAAUCUGCAUAUAACCAGAAAGUGGAUCUCUUCAGCCUGGGAAUUAUCUUCUUUGAGAUGUCCUAUCACCCUAUGAUCACGGCCUCAGAAAGGAUCUUUGUUCUCAACCAACUCAGAGAUCCCACUUCGCCUAAGUUUCCAGAAGACUUCGAUGAGGGAGAGCAUACAAAGCAGAAAUCUGUCAUCUCCUGGCUGUUGAACCACGAUCCAGCAAAAAGGCCCACAGCCACAGAACUGCUCAAGAGUGAGCUGCUACCCCCACCCCAGAUGGAGGAGUCAGAGCUACAUGAAGUGCUGCACCACACCCUGGCCAAUGUGGAUGGGAAGGCCUAUCGCACCAUGAUGGCCCAGAUUUUCUCCCAGCGCAUCUCCCCCGCCAUUGACUAUACCUACGACAGUGACAUCCUGAAGGGCAACUUCUCAAUCCGGACAGCCAAGAUACAGCAAAAUGUGUGUGACACUAUCAUCCGCAUCUUUAAAAGACAUGGAGCUGUCCAGUUGUGUACCCCACUACUGCUUCCCCGAAAUAGGCAAAUAUACGAGCACAAUGAAGCUGCCUUGUUCAUGGACCACAGCGGGAUGCUGGUGAUGCUUCCUUUCGACCUGCGGGUCCCUUUUGCAAGAUACGUGGCAAGAAACAAUAUACUGAAUUUAAAACGAUACAGCAUAGAACGUGUGUUCAGACCUCGCAAGUUAGAUCGAUUUCAUCCCAAAGAACUUCUGGAAUGUGCAUUUGAUAUUGUCACUUCUACCACCAACAGCUCUCUGCCCACUGCUGAAAUCAUCUAUACUAUCUAUGAAAUCAUCCAAGAGUUUCCAGCACUUCAGGAGAGAAAUUACAGUAUUUACUUGAACCAUACCAUGUUAUUGAAAGCAAUACUCUUACAUUGUGGGAUCCCAGAAGAUAAACUCAGUCAAGUUUACGUUAUUCUGUAUGAUGCCAUGACAGAGAAGCUGACAAGGAGAGAAGUGGAAGCCAAAUUUUGUAAUCUUGCUUUGUCUUCUAAUAGUCUGUGUCGACUCUACAAGUUUAUUGAGCAGAAGGGAGAUUUGCAAGAUCUAAUGCCAACAAUAAAUUCAUUAAUAAAACAGAAAACAGGUGUUGCCCAGUUGGUGAAGUAUGGCUUAAAAGAUCUGGAGGAAGUUGUUGGAUUGUUGAAGAAACUUGGCAUAAAGGUCUUGAUCAAUUUGGGCUUAGUUUACAAGGUCCAGCAGCACAAUGGAAUCAUCUUCCAGUUUGUGGCCUUCAUCAGACGAAGACAGAGGGCUCUACCUGAGAUCCUUGCGGCUGGUGGCAGAUAUGACCUGCUGAUUCCCCAGUUUAGAGGACCACAGGCUCUGGGGCCAGUUCCCACUGCCAUUGGAGUCAGCGUCGCCAUAGACAAGAUAUCUGCUGCUGUCCUCAGCAUGGAAGAGCCUGUUACAGUAAGCUCUUGUGACCUCCUGGUUGUAAGUGUUGGCCAGAUGUCCAUGUCCAGGGCCAUCAACCUAACCCAGAAACUCUGGACAGCAGGAAUCACAGCAGAAAUCAUGUACGACUGGUCACAGUCCCAAGAAGAAUUACAAGAGUACUGCAGACAUCAUGAAAUCACCUAUGUGGCCCUCGUCUCAGAUAAAGAAGGAAGCCACGUCAAGGUUAAGUCUUUUGAGAAGGACAGACAGACAGAGAAGCGCGUGCUGGAGACCGAUCUUGUAGACCAUGUUGUGCAGAAACUGAGGACUAAAGUCAGUGAUGACAGGAAUAUCAGAGAAGCUUCUGAUAAUCUAGCAGUGCAAAAUCUGAAGGGGUCAUUUUCUAAUGCUUCAGGUUUGUUUGAAAUCCAUGGAGCAACCGUGGUUCCCCUAGUGAGUGUGAUAGCCCCGGAGAAACUGUCAGCCAGCACCAGGAGGCGAUAUGAAACUCAGGUACAAACCCGACUGCAGACCUCCCUUGCCAACUUACAACAGAAAAGCAGUGAAAUUGAAAUUUUGGCUGUGGAUCUACCCAAAGAAACAAUCUUACAGUUUUUGUCAUUAGAGUGGGAUGCUGAUGAACAGGCAUUUAACACAACUGUGAAGCAGCUGCUGUCACGCCUGCCAAAGCAAAGAUACCUCAAAUCAGUCUGUGAUGAAAUUUAUAACAUCAAAGUAGAAAAAAGGGUGUCUGUGCUAUUCCUAUAUAGCUACAGAGAUGACUACUACAGAAUCUUAUUUUAACCCUAAAGAACUGUCAUUACAUUAUUCAAACAGACAGGGGCUUAUAUUGGAAUAAUGGAAUGUUGUACAUUCAUUGUAAUUUUAAAUUAACUUUAAAUUCUAAGAAGCUGCCCUACAAAGUUGAGCUUUGUGAGUUUUUCAUGUGUAAUAUAUCGUGAAUUUAUCUUUUUGGAUAUAAUAAAUGCUUUCAUAUAUCU
Galeopterus variegatus (Sunda flying lemur) is the source of this 5098-nucleotide messenger RNA. RefSeq names its product eukaryotic translation initiation factor 2 alpha kinase 4 (gene EIF2AK4). Bases 27 to 4901 code for a protein of 1624 amino acids. Gene Ontology annotation, molecular function: eukaryotic translation initiation factor 2alpha kinase activity; protein binding; ATP binding. Gene Ontology annotation, biological process: DNA damage checkpoint signaling; regulation of translational initiation by eIF2 alpha phosphorylation. Lineage: Eukaryota; Metazoa; Chordata; Mammalia; Dermoptera; Cynocephalidae. The transcript has 39 exons. The record is from RefSeq and is a predicted model, not a curated record.